Molecule: messenger RNA, 588 nt
Organism: Hyaloscypha bicolor E
Lineage: Eukaryota; Fungi; Ascomycota; Leotiomycetes; Helotiales; Hyaloscyphaceae
Exons: 1
Coding region: 1-588 (195 amino acids)
Molecular function (GO): protein binding
Source: RefSeq, a predicted model, not a curated record
AUGUCUGAUAAGAAGAACAGCAGGAAGCGAAAACGCCUCCCAAUGGAUAUGAGAACUCGAGGUCGAAAGAAAAAGAAAGGAGUAGCAAAGAUCGACUAUCUCACCAACAUGCCACCAAAUAUCCUCCUCCGAAUCCUCUCUCACGUUCCGAUGAAGUCCUUCCUCGAUCUCUCCCAAACACACCCACACCUCCGACGGCUUAUGCGCUCCCACGCGUCCACAAUCUGCAACCUCACUAUCCUGGAACGAUUUCGAUUCGAAGCCUACAGAUUCGAGGCAAAGGAGGUUCAGGGCUGGUUGACUCCGACUGCUGGUCUUAUCUGUGGCAAGCCGAGAAAGGACACAAGGUUGGUGGUUCCAGGUCUACAACUUCAGCUUUACGAGCCUGGCCCACAUUUCUUGUUCUUUCUUGAAAAGAAGGUCCUCAAGUUUGACAGCGAAGGAAAGGUGAUUGGGGAUAUGAUGGCAGCUAUUCAAAAGUUCAUGAAUGGGCUGAACGAGGAGACGCCGGUUGUUUACGGUGGACAAGACUAUCCUUGCUGGGUUUGGCUAAGGGAAAUGGUUUGGUAUCACGGCGUUCCUUCAUAA